Molecule: messenger RNA, 3180 nt
Organism: Vitis vinifera (wine grape)
Lineage: Eukaryota; Viridiplantae; Streptophyta; Magnoliopsida; Vitales; Vitaceae
Product: aminodeoxychorismate synthase, chloroplastic
Exons: 14
Coding region: 146-2845 (899 amino acids)
Biological process (GO): folic acid-containing compound biosynthetic process; L-tryptophan biosynthetic process
Source: RefSeq, a predicted model, not a curated record
GUGGGUGUCUGGUAGGCUUAUUUUCUUCACAACGCAACCACCAAAGGCCUUUCAAUCUCUUCAGAAUUGAGCUGAAUCAGCUAGGAAGGUGUGGAGGUUGUAGAGGUUUCUCAGACAAAUUUGUCAUUCCCAGUUCAAGACAAAAAUGAAAUUUACUUCAUGCUCAUCAUCUUCUGAGCUCAUGUUUCCCUCUUUUGAGGGUUUACAAUGUACAAACCUGAAUGCAGUCAUAUCCAAACAUAUACUAAAGGUCAAGAAAAAUAAUGUUAAAGUAUCUAAUUGUCAUGCCAAAAGGCUGUUCAUUUCUAGCCAUUUAAUGCCUGGACACUUAGAAGGUUUGCAUACAGGAAAGAAACAGCUAGAAGAUGCAGGUCAGAAAUUGGAAUUUGUGAGGACAUUGUUGAUUGACAACUAUGAUAGUUAUACAUACAAUAUUUACCAAGAGUUAUCCAUCAUUAAUGGAUUGCCUCCAGUUGUGGUCCACAAUGAUGAUUUGGGAUGGAAAGAAGUUUGCCAUUAUUUAUACGAAGAAAAUGCCUUUGAUAAUAUUGUUAUAUCUCCUGGACCUGGUUCUCCAGCAUGCUCGGCAGAUAUAGGAAUAUGCCUUCAGCUACUGCUUGAGUGCAGGGAUAUCCCUAUUUUGGGUGUUUGUCUUGGACACCAGGUACUUCACGCUUUGGGAUAUGUGCAUGGCGCUCGAGUUGUCCAUGCAUCUGAACCAAUUCAUGGACGCUUGAGUGAGAUUGAGCAUAAUGGGUGCAGGCUGUUUCACAACAUUCCUUCUGGCAAGAAUUCUGGAUUCAAGGUGGUUCGGUAUCAUUCCCUUGUUGUAGAUGCUAAAUCACUUCCAAAUGAACUUAUUCCUAUUGCAUGGACAUCUUCUAGCGACUUACUUUCUUAUCUUGAGACCCAGAAGUCUGAUAUUGUUCUUGAGGCUUAUGAGAGUCAGAAAGGGCAAAAAUCCUCCUUCGAUUCUUUCUCAUCAAAAUUAAAGAAUGGAACUUCUUGGCCGUCCAGGCAUACUGAACGCAUGGGAAACAGUAGAGUCCUCAUGGGUAUCAUGCACUCUACCAGGCCUCAUUAUGGUUUGCAGUUUCAUCCUGAGAGCAUUGGGACCAGUUUUGGAAGGCAAAUAUUCAAGAACUUCAGAGAGAUGACCCAGGAUUAUUGGCUGAGGUCAAGAUCAUCAGUGGUUAGUGAGAGAAAGGCACGUCAUGCAGGUCUACCAUUCAGAGGGAUUCCCAAACGUAAGCAAUUAGUAAAUGAUGUAGAUGCCAGAAAGUCUUUUGGCAUGUUGAAUUUGCUAAAUCUUUCAGUUCCAAGCAGUGGUUUUACAUUUCUGAAAUUGAAAUGGAGGAAAUUCAAUCACUUGGCUAGUGAAGUUGGUGGAGCGAGAAAUAUAUUUUGCAAACUCUUUGGAGAUCACAAGGCUGAAAACACCUUUUGGCUGGACAGUUCCUCCACAGAAAAGAGGGCACGCUUUUCAUUCAUGGGAGGUAAAGGUGGAUCUCUCUGGAAGCAGGUUACGUUUAAGUUGUCACAUGAAAGAAGGGGAGGUAACCUGUUGAUUGAAGAUGGUCAAGGCCGUAUCAGAAGCAUAUUUUUGGAAGAUGGUUUCUUAGAUUUUUUGAACAAGGAGCUCUUAUCAUUACGUUACGAGGAAAAGGACUAUGAAGGACUACCAUUCAACUUUCAUGGUGGAUAUGUUGGGUACAUUGGGUACAACCUUAAAGUGGAAUGUGGCAUGGCAUCGAACCAUCACAAAUCAAGCACACCAGAUGCUUGCUUCUUCUUUGCAGAUAAUGUUAUAGUCAUUGAUCAUCAUUAUGAUGAUGUAUAUAUUAUGUCCUUACAUGAAGGACAGACUGCUACAACACAGUGGUUGGAUGAUACAGAGCAAAAACUUCUAGGUUUAAAAGCUUCUGCUGCAAAAAAAUUCAAGGUGGAGAGUCCACAGCCUGUGACGCAUUCCCCAUCUAAAGCAGGUUUUUUUGCUGAGAAAUCUAGAGAACAGUAUAUGAAAGAUGUUGAGAAGUGUCUUAAGUUAAUUAAAGAUGGAGAAAGUUAUGAAUUGUGUCUUACAACUCAAAUGAGAAAGAGAAUUGGGCAAAUAGAUUACUUGGGACUUUAUCUUAACCUUAGAGAAAAAAAUCCAGCACCAUAUGCAGCCUGGCUUAAUUUUUCGAAGGAAAACCUGUGCAUCUGCUGUUCUUCACCAGAGAGGUUUCUACAGCUGGAUGGAAAUGGUAUUUUAGAAGCAAAGCCCAUCAAGGGUACUAUUGCUCGUGGUUUGACGAAAGAGGAAGAUGAACACCUCAAAUUGCAACUACAAUACAGUGAAAAAGAUCAGGCUGAAAAUCUGAUGAUUGUUGAUCUUCUAAGAAAUGACCUUGGUCGUGUCUGUGAACCUGGAUCUAUUCAUGUUCCUUGUCUUAUGGAUGUGGAAUCAUAUGCAACUGUUCAUACCAUGGUGAGUACCAUUCGAGGAAAAAAGCAAUCCAAGAUGAGCCCAGUCGAUUGUGUCAGAGCAGCCUUCCCGGGUGGAUCAAUGACAGGUGCCCCGAAGUUAAGAUCAAUGGAACUUCUUGAUUCUAUUGAAACUAGUUCUAGAGGUAUCUACUCUGGCUCCAUUGGGUUUUUCUCAUACAACCAGACAUUUGAUCUCAACAUUGUGAUAAGAACGAUUGUCAUACAUGAGGGUGAAGCUUCGGUAGGUGGAGGAGGGGCUAUUGUUGCUUUGUCGAAUCCUGAGAGUGAGUAUGAAGAAAUGAUUCUUAAAACACGUGCCCCAGUAAAUACUGUUCUUGAAUUUCAAAAGGAAUCAAUAUCAAAUCGAGUAAAAUAGUCGAGUUAGUGGGGCAAAUGCUGUUGUAGAAUUUCAAAAGGAAUCAGUGUCAAAUUAGUGAAGUAGCAAAGUUAGACAUUCUUUAUUCAUAGCCUUCUGCAUUGUAUUUUUUACUAUUUUCCUUCUCAUGAUUUGAUUAUAGAACACAAAGAAUUCAAAAGGGCACAGAAAACCAUACCAGUGUAGGUUGUAGUGUAACAUCUGAUUCAUGUGCUAUUAUUUUGUCACACAAUAAGGAACAUUGUAUUUUUUACUCAAAUUUUGAGAUUGUAGCAGAAAGAAUCAAGUGGGUCAACUGAGAACUGCAGUAUUAUUUCAUAGCUUUCUUUCUUUUA